This is a messenger RNA of Purpureocillium lilacinum, 864 nucleotides long. RefSeq lists its product as uncharacterized. Lineage: Eukaryota; Fungi; Ascomycota; Sordariomycetes; Hypocreales; Ophiocordycipitaceae. The record is from RefSeq and is a predicted model, not a curated record. Gene Ontology annotation, molecular function: riboflavin reductase (NADPH) activity; FMN binding.
AUGAACAACUGCCUGGCGAUGCGCAAUGCGUCGCGCGCUGCGCGCGGCCUGAAGAUGGGCACGCGCAGACUGCCCCCAGCAGCAGCCGGAGCCUGUGUCCAAGCCCGGGCGCUGAGCCUCCAGAGCGUCGCGAGGGGCGUCCAUGAUGGGGUCAUGGGCGCGCUGGAGAUUGGAGCGUGGCUGACGGGCAGGAAACCGCUGCCUUAUGCGUCUACCUCCCCUCGAACGCCGCCCUCAAUAGCAGCAGCAGUCCGGUCCGAAAGCCACCAUCCUUCGUUCCACGUCUCGCCACCUUCACCCCCGACCGCCGACCCAGACGCAGAGACGUCGCUCCCCGAGAAGCUCCGCUCCGUGAUGCGCCUCCUCACGAACCCCGUCGUCGUGUGCACAUCUACGCACGGCUCCACGCCCCGCGCCAUGACCAUGUCCUCCUUUACAUCCCUGACGCUGUCUCCGACGCCCCUCGUCACCUUCAACGUCGCGACGCCGAGCCGCACCCUCGACGCCGUCGCCGCGAGCGGCGAGUUCAACAUACACGUUCUCGCGGGGGACGAGGCCGGCGCGGCGGUGGCGGACCACUUCACGCGCGGCAACGUCGACGGCGUGUUCGGCGGCCUGGAGGGUGCAGAGGUGGAGAGCGUGGCGGGGCGGCCACCGCUGCUCAAGGGCGAGGGGGUGCUGCGGGUACUGAGGUGUAGGGUGUUGAAGGACGGGCCGCACGGGGGGCUGAUGAGGGUGCGCGACCACGUCAUCGUGGUGGGAGAGGUUGUCGAGAUGAUACCCGGGAAGAAGUCGGACGAGUUUGGACUGGCGUACGCGGAUAGAAAGUACAGGCUCGUCGGGGGUGUCAUUGCAAAGGACUGA